CGAGACUAAAUUUAUAACAACGACAGCAACAACAAACAAAAAAAAAAAAAACACCAACGCCUGUCCACCACGUUGCUCAAGUGACAAAGUCUUGCACUCCCGGCAAACUCGAGAUUCUGUUUGGUUGCUGAGAAAAUCUAGGAAAAAUCAGAUACUUUAAAGGAAUAAUUUUGAGAGAUGAGUAGUCAGAAAGGCUUGAUAUAUAGUUUUGUGGCAAAGGGAAAUGUGGUGCUAGCAGAGCACACAUUGUAUUCGGGGAACUUUAGUACCAUUGCUGUUCAGUGUUUGCAGAAGCUUCCUUCAAAUAGCAGCAAGUACAUGUACUCUAGUGACGGGCACACAUUUAACUUCCUCAUUGAUAAUGGAUUUGUUUUUCUCAUUGUUGCUGAUGAAUCAGUUGGGAGGGGUGUGUCUUUUGUGUUUCUUGAGCGAGUGAAGGAUGAUUUUAAUCAGCGGUAUGGUGCCAGUAUUAAAAAUGAGGCGCACCCACUAGCUGAUGACGACGACGACGAUGACUUGUUUGAAGACCGAUUUAGCAUUGCCUACAAUCUUGACAGAGAAUUUGGGCCAAGACUCAAGGAGCAUAUGCAGUACUGCAUGAACCACCCAGAAGAGAUCAGUAAGCUCUCCAAGUUAAAGGCUCAGAUAAUGGAGGUCAAGGGGAUUAUGAUGGACAACAUUGAUAAGGUUUUGGACCGUGGAGAGAGGAUUGAACUUUUGGUAGAUAAAACAGAGAACCUCUCGUUCCAGGCUGACAGCUUCCAGAGGCAAGGAAGGGAAUUGCGACGGAAGAUGUGGCUUCAGAAUCUGAAAGUGAAGUUACUCAUGGGAGGAACAGUCCUUAUCGUGAUUGUGAUAGUGUGGAUGACCAUUUGUGGAGGUUUCAAAUGUUAGACUGCUGGUGUAGCAAGAUGGCUAAUGAAGUAGCAUUUGCAGUUGCUUUUAUAAUUUGUUGUACAAAGAAAUAUUGAGGAGCUCUUCUUAUUACCCAUACUCAAUUCUAAAUCUUCUAUUCCCUCAUCCCCCGCUACUUCUGAAGGCCGAGCAGGGUUUUGGUUUCUCGUCAGCCCACUGCAUCUGCUUGACUUGUUCUAGUGGUUCUUGCUUUGGCUUUUCCUCAGAAUCCCCACACCGAACGCUAGAUGUUGAUGAGCAUAAGUAGGCGUGAACCCUCUGGUAACCUGCAACCAAGUGCAAGGCCUGAUUGAUGGUUAGGAUCCGAUCAGCUAUCAGCUCCUCCGAUGAGCAAGUCAGCCUUUGGUGAUAUAAUAAUAUGUAUGGGGAAUUGCAUCGUACGGGUCUUUUAUCUUACAUUAAAUUUUACUGCAUGUGUAUAUGUAUACAGGUGAAAUAAAUCUCCGAAUUCCCUUUCAUACAA
Molecule: messenger RNA, 1378 nt
Organism: Populus euphratica (Euphrates poplar)
Lineage: Eukaryota; Viridiplantae; Streptophyta; Magnoliopsida; Malpighiales; Salicaceae
Product: vesicle-associated membrane protein 727-like
Exons: 7
Coding region: 178-894 (238 amino acids)
Biological process (GO): vesicle-mediated transport
Cellular component (GO): membrane
Source: RefSeq, a predicted model, not a curated record